Messenger RNA from Trichoplax adhaerens, 2508 nucleotides. RefSeq lists its product as uncharacterized. Gene Ontology annotation, cellular component: cytoplasm. Gene Ontology annotation, biological process: chromatin remodeling. The record is from RefSeq and is a predicted model, not a curated record. NCBI's taxonomy places the organism in Eukaryota, Metazoa, Placozoa, Uniplacotomia, Trichoplacea, Trichoplacidae. The transcript is spliced from 30 exons. Bases 1 to 2508 code for a protein of 835 amino acids.
AUGAAGUUCAACUUUGAAGGCAAGCAAUUUUGCGACGAAAAAGUCAUUGAAGCUGCUCUCGUAUGUGCUAAAUUAGCAUUCACAAAAGUCACCAUCGAAAAAUUUGAUAUUCUCAAAGAUUUUGUUACACAAUUGUGCUUAACAAUUAAUCCUAGAAUUUGCGAGGAGAUUAAGGUGGAUGUCGUGGAAUGUAUUCACUGUGUCGCCGUUGCAACGAACUCAAAGAUUUGGAAUCAACUGUACUUUGAAGACGCUAUACCAAUCUUAGGCCAUUUGAUUUCAUCUUUAUUAUUAAUGAUCGAGAAGGAAAAGUUGAUAAAAUUAAGACUCACCGCGAUUGAUUGUUUAUUACAAAUAUCGUUAUAUAAUGUCAACGAAGAAAUAAAGAUGCAGUAUUCUAAGGAUAUUUAUCAGAGAAAGUCUAUGUCACAUGCACUUUCAAUAUUCAUACCUGGCAUAUCAACGGCCCUGGGUAAAGUAAUUGUUAAUACUGCAAAUCACUACCAGGCUGCUAUUCAAGCAUUGUCUUUAAUAAUUUCUCUUGCUAUGGAUGAUACUUUCUUACCCAACGAUAAUCAAAAAUUAUCUUUGGAUUCAUUUUACAAAUUAGUUAAAAAUAAAACCCAGGAUCCUACAUACUUGCAAGCUGAUAAUCGAAUUCUACGUCAUCCAAAGCGAGACAUGGAAUGGUUCAAAACCACAAGUAAUUCGCCAAGCUUUAGCGAAAUUGUCUGCAAGAUUACUGUUCACAUGUAUAAGGCACUAUUACCGAAUCACUUUAGUAAACAGUCAGGUAAAGGUGAACGCUUAAAUUCAUUCUUAAACUCUCAGAGCCAUCUAUCACGAUUAUCUAUGGCAUUGAUACAAAUAUUAGAACUUCAAAAGCCUACUGUAGGGGUUACCGACAUUGGAUCAACUUUGCUUGAUGCUAUCAAUACAUCAUACGAAAGUUCCGAUGACUAUCCUAGAAAAAAUUUUAAACAUAUCCUGUCAGAGGCUGUAGAAACAUCCGUUCGAAAUCUAUGCCGAAUAAUCGGCCAAAAUGGUGUUCAAGGUACAAAUGCGCGAAAGUAUGCUUUUCAUAAUUCUAUCAGAAAUUUACUAAUGGAAUACUUAUCACCGACUUGUUGGAUGGUAAGGCAACAACAGUUCCUUGGAGAAGCGGAAUUAUACGAAAGUAUAGAAGAUAAACUGCAAAUUGUAAAUAGGCAAACGUAUGUCGUAAAUGAGGAAAGGUAUUCUGGUGCGGUCAUGCAAUGUCUUUUAAUGGAAGGCCUCGCCAACUUAGCUAAGUUCUUUGAAGGCGACACUGUAUACUAUCUCAGACACUGCUUGUAUUUGCUAUUGGAGAAGCUGGAUACUGAGAUUAUGAUAAUCAACCGGACUGCUUACAUUACACUUACACGAAUCUGCAAUUCCUUUGGAUAUAGUUCUAUACCAGAAGUGAUCGGUGAUAAUAUUGACUACUUAGUUAAUGCCAUCGCUUUAAAUUUAAGAAAUGUCAAUGAAAAUGGACGAUCACUCAAGGUAUUGAAGGUUGUAUUAGAAUAUGGAACAAAAGAUACUUUACCGAUUCUCGAAGAUUCUAUUCUAGAGGAAAAAGAAACUGAAAAAUAUAUGUCAGGUUUGCUGAAAAAUAAGUAUAUAAUCGAUGAUCGUGUACAAAGUUCAAAGGAAACGCCGAACCUCGUGGAAAACUUCUUAACAGAGUACUGGAAAUUCAAAAAUUUAACUGAAUCUAAUAAUGAAGAAGAUGAAAAUGAUGUAUUUGAGAGUGCAUCUAAUGAUGAAAAUGCCGAAGACGAUGUCGAAAAACCGAAAUUACUCUACGUACAAAUCCUAUUACAGGUAAUGGAUAAAUGCGCUAAUUUCUUGGCAUCAAAUGAAUACCGCAUGCGUAUAAAGUUAUUGGAAGUAAUAAAAAAUGGUAUACUAUCUUUAUCUAAAUUUGAAAAUGAUUUACUUCCAGCCAUUCACAAAAUUUGGAAUCCUUUCAUCAGGCGAUUCACUGAUGGCAACGUAACUGUCCAGAUUAAGGCAAUGGAAGUAUUAUCUGUUAUGGCUCAAUUGUGCGGAGAAUUUUUACAAAGAAGAAUAUCAAAGGAAAUUAUCCCUACCGCUUGCAAGUAUCUUACUACUCAAGCUAACAUCAGAUUCACACGAGAAUAUAAGUUGCAAAUGGCGAUAUUGAAGAAUUUUUCUAUAAUAUUUUCAAACAUUCAGGUACUAAAUUCUGAUUACGCUGAAGUAUCAUUUGCAGCUGUAUGUUAUCUAAGUAUCAAACAACCAGUUCCAUUACAAGAGGUUGCUAAUAACCUAUUAGUGACUUUAUCACAACAAGAACAAGACCUUGUUUGGUUUAUUUUACAUGAUAUAUACACAAGUGAACCUUUGGAACAUCCUGAUUGUCAAUUUCGGCGACUACAUAUGAGUCCACCUCCUAGCGAAAUAAAAGCAGAGUUUUAUACCAACGUUAUGAAACUUUUACAAACUAUUGAGCAAAAAUAA